UCAUCGCAGCAUCAUGAAGCUCGCCGUAAUUCUUCUGUGUGUGGCCCUGAUGGGCGGAGCUAACGCCAGUUUCGGGGACUUCCUCCACUCGAUUGGCAACGCUCUUAAACCAAUUGUAGGCAUCCUUGACACCACCGUCGCUUCCGUUUUGAAGAACGCCGUCAACACUGGCAAGAACCUGCUGGGACAGACGUUACAAGCUCUUCUACUGAACGUAGGAAGUGCGGUCCAGAAGCAGAGAGAUCUCAGCGCCCUCUUCCACAUGAUCCCGGCUGUUGAGUCCACCGUGCAUGGUAUCCUGGACCGUGGUCACUCACUCUUCUCUAGCAUCUUGAACAAGCUGACCACUGGCCUGACAAACGUCAUCGACAAGGUCAGCCACUUCGACAUCUCACCGGAAGCAGUAGUGGAGAAGAUCGACCAGCUUGUUGGGUCCCACAACCUUCUUGUCGAUGGAAUCCUUGGGCACGUAGUGAGUUCCAUCGAGGGAGCGCUGUCCUCGCACAAGAGAAACGCCUUCACCGACAUACUCGGCGGCUUCGCUACCUCCAUCAAGAACUUCUUCCAGCCUCACAUUGAUGCCAUCAAGAACCUUGCCACCACCGCUGGAUCCCUGAUCAAGAACGCCGCUACGGGCAUCCUAGCCGCCGGAAAGGAAUCCUUCACGCAGCUGGCCGGCAAACUGUCCGAACAUCUCAACACCCUGAAGGGGGUCGGCAGCCAGCUCCUACAGCACGGAGUCAACGCCCUGUCCGCUCUUAAGGCCGCCUCCACCGACAUUCUGCAACAAACUGUUGCCAACAUGAAGGAGCCGAUCCAGACGGCCAAGGAAACCCUGGCAAGUGCUGGCGGCACCAUCUUGCAACACGUCGCCCAGGCCGUCUCCGGCAAAUAGACAGCGAACCACGCGUGUAGUGUAGAUAUAAUAUGUACCAAUAAAUCACUCAGAAAAUAA
Messenger RNA from Gigantopelta aegis, 955 nucleotides. RefSeq lists its product as uncharacterized. Bases 14 to 895 code for a protein of 293 amino acids. The record is from RefSeq and is a predicted model, not a curated record. Lineage: Eukaryota; Metazoa; Mollusca; Gastropoda; Neomphalida; Peltospiridae. The transcript has 6 exons.